This is a messenger RNA of Arthroderma uncinatum, 2268 nucleotides long. RefSeq lists its product as uncharacterized. Gene Ontology annotation, cellular component: mitochondrion. The record is from RefSeq and is a predicted model, not a curated record. Bases 1 to 2268 code for a protein of 755 amino acids. NCBI's taxonomy places the organism in Eukaryota, Fungi, Ascomycota, Eurotiomycetes, Onygenales, Arthrodermataceae. The transcript is spliced from 3 exons.
AUGGCGCCAUCUACCAUCAACGUCCUUCUAUCAUCGUUCCCUGGGCUGUCACUCCCUCCGACCUUGGCUAUACCUCUACCAUCGACUUCAUCUAUCAUAGACCUCACCGAUAAAAUAAGCUCGUAUCUGCCUUUCCCGCUUACCGCCCAGUCAUCGCCUCUUAUCUUGACAACCACGAGCAACAAGCAAGUUCACCUCUCCUCGCCAGCCAAACUUACCAGCCUCAUCCCAGAAAUCAAAGAUGACGAACAAAAUGCAACAUCCACGUUCCUACCUCUUCGACUCAGUGUUCGUGAUGCGAACACCGGGUCUAAUCGAAAUCUCGAUGGCCGUCGCCUACGGACUAUAAAGGAAGCGAAGGCGCUGGCUGAAUAUCUUGCCUUGAAGCCGGAGAUGGAUAAGAAAGAAAAAGAAGCGCGAAAGAGGAGGUGGGAAGCUGCUGUUGCCGCCGCAGAGAAGAAGGAGCAGGAGAUCCGCAACGGUGAAGGGAAAGGCAAAGUCGACGGCGCCUGGAUGGAGGAUAAGGAAGAGAUGAGUGAGAAGGCAAGGGACGCUGUGCUACAGGCGAUGAAGGGGGGAGUUUGGAAGGACAACCUUGCUGGAAAUUUAUUGGGCAGCUCGACACCUAGCGCGAGCGGGAGUAGUGAUGCAUGGGCGCUUCCCAAAACGUGUCAUGGUUGCGGCGCAUUAACACAAUGGGUAUACCCUGAAGAGCCUGGAUUUUAUACCGUCACCCGGAAACCAGUGAAAAACUACAUUCAACAAAUCGUCAAAGAUCAAGAGCCAGGUGGAAGUGUCUUGGUCAACCCACAGCCGGAGAAGAAACCCGCGCAGGAAUCCAAGGAAGCAGAGAUCCCACUUUGUGAUCGAUGCCAUAAUUUAAUAAACCAUGGCAAGGGUGCUCCUAUACCAUACCCUACGUUAUCUUACAUACGCGAUCUAAUCGACGAAUCUCCUUUUCAAAACAAUUAUAUCUACCACGUUCUCGACGCCGCCGAUUUCCCACUCUCGGUGAUCCCGAGUCUUCAGCGAUAUAUGCCAAUACAACCGCAGCGCAGCCAGAACCGCAGAUCACAAGCACAGAAAUACGGAUCCAAUCGCCGUCUUGCCGAGAUCAACUUUAUUAUCACACGAGCUGAUCUGUUAUCGAACGUGAAACCGCAAGCAGAUUCCCUGAUGCAGGAUAUGGUACAGAUACUACGGGAAACGUUAGACCGCAGAGAGCAUGGCAUAAGAUUAGGGAACGUCCAUAUGGUUAGCUCGUACAGGGGCUGGUGGACUAAGGAAAUAAAAGAAGAUAUUUGGAGGCAAGGCGGUGGCGUGUGGAUGGUCGGCAAGGUGAACGUCGGCAAAAGCAAACUAAUCACAUCCGUCUUCCCAAAGACAGUUCCGCGGUACCAGAGGAAAGUCCGGAGUCAGGGCGGCGUGACGGUCGUAGGACGUUCUUCCGUGGACGAGGUCGCUCCUCAAUUUGAAGAAGCGGAGAGUGACGAGGCUGGAGCAGCUGUGUUACUACCGCCGCUUCGAAAAGAGGUCCCGUUCCCCAAUCUCCCAAUUGACUCUUCUCGUCCGGGAACCACUGCUUCCCCUAUCAGGAUACCAUUUGAUAAGCAUCGCGGCGAAGUUAUUGAUUUGCCCGGUCUUUUCCGUUCUGGGCUCGACGAGUUUGUACAGGACAAUCACAAGUCUGACCUGGUGAUGACGAGCCGUCCGAGACCAACCCAGGUAUCAAUCAAGCCCACCCAGUCACUGCUCCUUGGUGGCUUGAUAGAAAUCAAGCCACUCGAGGAGAGGGAGGUUGUGUUGGCAGCUCCCUUUCUUUCCCUGGAGGCCCACGUUACCAGUAAAGACAAGGCGGCUGAGAUGAUAACGCAGCAACGACAAUGUCCGACUGGAAAUAUCGCAAAGGAAGGGAUCGGAGAACAAAUUACUUCUGCGGGGAUAGUCGAGUUGAAAUAUGAUGUCACGAAGAAAUACGCAAAACCGCUAGCCUCAGGAGAGCUAUCUCCGCUUUACAGGGUUAUGGGGGUUGAUAUUCUCAUCGAGGGAUGCGGAUGGGUAGAGCUUACGGCUCAAGUCAGGACAAAACACCGAGAUCCCUAUGACUUCCCGAAGGUUGAGCUAUUCAGCCCUCUUGGAAAAUUCGUUGGUAGCCGGAUGCCACUGUGCACUUAUGCCUUUAACCUGAAGCAUCGAGCACAGAAAGAACAAAAGCGUCUGGCCAAGUCGAGGCGCCCUCCAACGAAGAUUCGCCGUCCGAGGCGCUGA